Molecule: messenger RNA, 2232 nt
Organism: Striga asiatica
Lineage: Eukaryota; Viridiplantae; Streptophyta; Magnoliopsida; Lamiales; Orobanchaceae
Source: the annotation of a GenBank genome assembly
GUCAGAUUUCAAAGUAUAUUAACAUGGCCAAAUGAGCUGGCAGUGGUUGUCAACUCUAAGCAUGCAAACAAAACUACACCACAGAAAUCCCUAAAUUCAUCCUUCCACCAAAUUGUUCAUCACUUCCCAACAAAACCUUCCACAAUAGAGACAAAUUACAUAAAGCUGUCACACUCUAAAAAUUGUAUAACACCAAAGUUGUUAACAAGAGUUUGAAAUUAAAAAAAAAAUAAAAAAAUCAAUCCUUUAAUAUCCAUUUGUCCUUAUAAUUAUUGUGCUGCUACACAACAUACACAUCAAGAAAGAAAACUCCUAAUGGCUUCCUUAUCUUCUUCCUUGCUUUUGAUUCUUGUUUUUGUAAUAACAACAGCAUCAUCAUCAGCUUCGGUUCGAACGUAUUUUCCGGGAACUUUUGUCCGGUCGUCACUCAAGAAGGUUUCAAAGAAUGUGAAGCCAAAAUUACCAUAUGAAGUCCAUUAUUUUCCACAAAACUUGGAUCACUUCACAUUUCAGCCCAAUAGCUACAAAAUUUUCUACCAGAAAUAUCUGAUCAACAGUCAGUUUUGGAAGAAGGGUGCUCCUAUUUUCGUGUACACAGGAAAUGAAGGAGAUAUCGAUUGGUUUGCGGCUAAUACCGGAUUCUUGCUCGAUAUUGCUCCCAAGUUUCGUGCUCUUCUCGUUUUUAUUGAGCAUAGGUUCUAUGGAGAAUCGAUGCCAUUCGGAAAGCACUCUUACCGGUCUGCAAAGACAUUGGGGUACUUAAAUUCACAGCAAGCACUAGCUGAUUUUGCUCUUCUCAUUAGAAGUUUGAAGCAUAAUUUAUCUUCUGAGGCAUCCCCUGUUCUUGUCUUUGGAGGGUCUUAUGGAGGAAUGCUUGCUGCUUGGUUUAGACUAAAAUAUCCACACAUAGCCAUUGGAGCUUUGUCAUCUUCAGCCCCAAUCUUGCAGUUUGAUACCAUCACUCCUUGGUCUAGUUUCUAUGAUGGAGUCUCCCAGGACUUCAAGGAUGUGAGCUUAAAUUGCUAUCAAGUAAUAAAGGACAGUUGGGCCGAAUUGGAAGCUUUUUCAAAACAAGGACUAGAUGAACUCAGCCGUGAUUUCAGGGCUUGCAAAAAAGUUCGGUCGAUUUAUUCUGCCAGAGACUGGCUUUGGGAAGCCUUUGUAUAUACAUCGAUGAUGAAUUAUCCCACGGAAUCUAACUUCAUGAAGCCACUUCCUGCAUACCCGGUUAAAGAGAUGUGUAAGAUUAUCGAUCGAUCAUCCCCAGAAGCUACAAAGCUAACUAGAGCCUUUGAGGCUGCUAGCUUAUAUUACAAUCACUCGCGAGAUGAAAAAUGUUUCGAGUUAGAAAACGAAACCGAUGAUCAUGGCCUCCAUGGUUGGAAUUGGCAGGCAUGCACAGAGAUGGUAAUGCCAAUGACAAUCUCGAACGAGAGCAUGUUCCCGCCAUCUUCAUUCAGUUACAAAGACUUCUCGAAUGAUUGUAAGAAAGAUUUCGGAGUAACCCCUCGACAGCAUUGGAUCACGACUGAAUUUGGUGGCUCGAACAUUGAACAAGUGCUGAAGAAGUUUGGCAGCAACAUUAUAUUUUCCAGUGGACUGCAAGAUCCAUGGAGCAGAGGCAGUGUGCUGAAAAACAUAUCUGCAAGCAUCGUGGCUCUAGUGGCUGAGGAAGGAGCACACCAUACGGAUUUGCGGGCAUCAACGAAAGAUGAUCCCCAGUGGCUAAUCGAGCAGAGGAAGCAGGAAGUCGAGAUUAUAAGGAAGUGGAUAUCGGAUUAUUAUUCAGACAUGAAGAAAGAUUACAACUAGUUAACGACCAAUAUGAAUAUUGUAAUGUAUUUGACGUCAUUGUUGCAAGAAUAUGGGAGAAACCGAAUCGGGUUUGUCUGGCAUCAGCCCUGAGAACAGAGAAGAAUAUCCUAUGCAUUGUUGGGUGUGUGUACAUACCUGUCUGGAGAAUAACAAAUAACAGUACGAACGAAGAAUGAUGACGAGCGGCUCGAUCAAAUGAUGAACACAAACCACUAACACUAUCAUCGAACAAACUCAAACAAAGAAUUCAAUUAAAUAAUCAAAGUCGAGGCACGUAAAAUACGUUCUCACAAAAUUGCCAUUGAUUAAUGCCCGCAGUUUUCGACAAAUGUCUCUAAAAUACAAUGACUUUUAUCUUGUGUAUAGUGACACUUCAAUAAACAAAAUUUCGAAGAACUUACUUGUGCUUAGAACUCU